Brienomyrus brachyistius is the source of this 4034-nucleotide messenger RNA. RefSeq names its product disks large homolog 3-like. The transcript has 21 exons. Gene Ontology annotation, molecular function: kinase binding. Lineage: Eukaryota; Metazoa; Chordata; Actinopteri; Osteoglossiformes; Mormyridae. Gene Ontology annotation, biological process: chemical synaptic transmission. The record is from RefSeq and is a predicted model, not a curated record. Gene Ontology annotation, cellular component: neuromuscular junction; postsynaptic density membrane; neuron projection. The coding region runs from base 444 to 3071 and encodes 875 amino acids.
UUGUUUGUAUGUGUUCUUGUCUGUUUAUAUAGAUAUUUUUUUAUGUAUGUGCGCGUGUAAAUAUAUAUGUACAUAUACAUAUAUAUAUGUAUAUAUAAGUAUAUCUAUGUAUUUAUAUAGAUGCCACUGUGAAAACAGCCUGGCUGGAGAUUUCUAUCAUCAGGGCUGGUCUCUGAUUUUGUGAUCCAUACUUAAUAUUUUCAGUAUAUAUUUUUUUCUUUGCGUCAAGGAAAAGACAAGCGCCUUCCUCUUUUUUCCGAAGUGCUGCUUCCUCCCUUCAUUCAUUCGCAGCGCACGAGGAAAAUACUGGGAUAUUAGGGGAGAAUCUGUCAGAUCUGUCUGAGCAGCGCCGUCGCCGGUGAACUGACAGCGCCGCGCUUCCGCGGCGGCAACAGCGCAGAGAGCCGAGCCGAGCCGAGCCCUGCAGCCAGCAGCCAGCCAGCAUGCACAAGCACCACCACUGCUGCAAGUGCCCAGAAUGCUACGAGGUGACCCGCAUGGCCGCCCUGCGCCGCACGGAUCCCCCAUCAUACGGCGACUGGCAGCCGGAGCCUUACGGAUACCCGGCCGGGUACGGCAGCGGGCAGACGCUGCCUCCCCAGACCCCUGGAGGAGGGGGCGGCGUGGGCGGGAGCGGCACACUCGGGAGAAGCAAGGGCAAAGCCAUGUCUGCCGGGGGCCCCGGGGGCCCCAACUCCAAGGGCCAGUCCAAGGGCGGCCCCAAAGUGAACGGCAACGGCUCGGGCGGCCAAGGAGGAUGGUGGCCGGAGUGCACCUGCUCCGGGAGAGAGUGGUACGACCAGGCCAACCCACCGCCGAUCCUGGUCAGUGCAGACUCCUUGGAUGCAGGACCUUAUGUAAAUGGAAGUGAUGGGAUGUAUAAGUAUGAGGAGAUCAUUCUAGAAAGGGGUAACUCCGGCCUCGGAUUCAGCAUCGCUGGUGGGAUCGACAACCCUCACAUUCCCGACGACCCCGGGAUCUUUAUCACGAAGAUUAUUCCGGGUGGAGCGGCUGCCAUGGACGGCAGGCUGGGGGUGAAUGACUGUGUCCUGCGGGUGAACGAGGUGGAUGUGUCUGAGGUGGUGCACAGCCAGGCGGUGGAGGCGCUGAAGGAGGCAGGGCCUGUGGUGAGGCUGCUGGUACGGAGGCGCCAGGCACCACCCGAAAGCAUCCUGGAGGUCAACUUGCUGAAGGGUCCUAAGGGACUGGGCUUCAGCAUCGCAGGGGGAAUAGGCAACCAACACAUCCCCGGAGACAACAGCAUCUACAUCACCAAGAUCAUCGACGGCGGGGCUGCCCAAAAGGAUGGCCGACUGCAGACGGGAGAUCGCCUCCUAGCGGUCAACAACAUUAACCUUCAGGAUGUGCGCCAUGAGGAGGCAGUGGCAGCACUGAAGAACACCUCCGACAUGGUCUACCUGAAAGUCGCCAAGCCGGGACCUGUGCACAUCAACGACAUGUACGCCCCCCCGGACUACUCCAGCAGCCUCGCCCUCCCUGCAGCCUUUCCCGCCAUGGUCGAUAACCACGUCAGCCACAGCCCCAGUAUGGGCUACAUGGGCGGCAUGGAGCCCAAGCCUGUGUACCAGCAGCCCCCCCAGAUCACGCCGUCCCGCUACUCCCCAGUGCCGCGGCACAUGCUUGGGGAUGAGGACUUCACCAGGGAGCCGCGGAAGAUUGUGCUGCACAAGGGCUCCACAGGCCUGGGCUUUAACAUCGUGGGCGGCGAGGACGGCGAGGGCAUCUUCGUCUCCUUCAUUCUGGCAGGAGGCCCUGCCGACCUGAGCGGGGAGCUGAGGAGAGGAGACCGGAUCCUGUCUGUGAACGGCGUGAAUCUACGGAACGCCACACACGAACAGGCCGCAGCCGCGCUGAAGCGGGCUGGACAGACCGUCACCAUCAUUGCUCAGUUCCGACCAGAAGAGUACAGUCGCUUCGAAUCCAAGAUCCACGACCUGAGGGAGCAGAUGAUGAACAGCAGCAUGAGCUCGGGGUCGGGCUCCCUGCGCACCAGCGAGAAGCGUUCCCUCUAUGUCAGGGCCCUGUUCGACUAUGACCGCACCCGCGACAGCUGCCUGCCCAGUCAGGGCCUGAGCUUUUCCUAUGGGGACAUCCUGCACGUCAUCAACGCUUCGGAUGACGAGUGGUGGCAGGCGCGACUGGUCACUCCGCGUGGAGAGAGCGAGCAGAUCGGUGUCAUCCCCAGCAAGAAGAGAGUGGAGAAGAAAGAGCGUGCCAGGUUAAAAACCGUCAAGUUCCACGCCAGGACGGGGAUGAUGGACUGCAACAGGCAGUCGGUCAAAGUAAAGCGCAAAAAGAGCUUCAACCUUUCGCGGAAGUUUCCCUUUUACAAGAGCAAGGAGAAUAUUGUGCAGGAGUGCGUGGAGCCCGAACAAUGUUUGACAUCUAAUACCAGUGACAGUGAGAGUAGUUCAAAGGGUCAGGAGGACACAAUCUUGUCAUAUGAACCAGUGAUUCGACAGGAGAUUCAUUACACAAGACCUGUGAUCAUUCUGGGACCUAUGAAGGACAGGAUAAACGACGACCUCAUUUCUGAGUUUCCGCACAAGUUUGGAUCCUGUGUUCCACACACGACCCGGCCCAGGCGGGAGAACGAAAUGGAUGGCCAGGACUAUCACUUUGUAGGUUCACGUGAGCAGAUGGAGAAGGACAUCCAGGACAACAAGUUCAUCGAAGCGGGCCAGUUCAACGAGAACCUCUAUGGCACCAGCGUCCUCUCGGUCCGCGCCGUGGCUGAAAGGGGGAAACACUGUAUCUUGGAUGUGUCCGGGAAUGCCAUUAAGCGAUUGCAACAAGCACAACUUUAUCCUAUCGCUAUUUUCAUCAAACCAAAAUCCAUCGAGGCUCUUAUGGAAAUGAAUAAGAGGCAGACAUAUGAACAGGCCAAUAAAGUCUUCGACAAGGCUAUGAAACUGGAGCAGGAAUUUGGCGAGUAUUUCACAGCUAUUGUACAGGGUGACUCGCUAGAGGAAAUCUACAGCAAAAUCAAGAUGAUCAUUGAGGAACAGUCAGGCCCCUAUAUCUGGAUUCCCUCCCCAGAAAAGCUUUGAGCACCCUGUCCUGUGGUCCUGCUUUCACACUGAAGUCUACCUACCCAACUGAAGCCCUAUCCCUCCCUUUUUUUUCGGAUAUGUCGCAUAUCAAGUUCUCUUGUCAUCAUUCUGUUACUCUUAAAUGGGAAAAAAAAGUCUUCUCAUACUUUCUGUGACUGUGCACCACCCCCUGCAUGAGUUUAUCAGCCAGACCAUCAGUGGCAGAAAUGUCACACCAGAUGCGUUUUGGUCAUUUACAACAGAAGAGGGAAAAGGCAACCGAGUUGGUUUAUGAUUACUGUGAACAAGCCGAAGAGCAGAGUGUCUCAAAGAUGCCAUGAGCUGGACGUAAAGAUGCUGCCGGACGAGGCGGCAGUGCAGGCUCCAGCCGAGCGACACGGUCAUGAAGCCGAAUUUAAUGCGUGGGAAAAGGAGCGGAGGAAGAAAAACUAGAGGUUUAACUUUUUUCUUUUUCUAUGAGGACUAGAUAAAAUUCAGUAUCCCGAUGAUACUGUUCUAUUCAUGGAAUCUUUUCCAAUGCUCAUAAUUUUAAAUAAUCCAUCACAAAGAACAGACUGCUAAUUCAGAAUUACCACAAACCAGCUGGAUAUGUUUGGCUGCUGGCAGUGCGGUGAUGCCGGCUCAGGCCUCUUCUCAGGAGCUGGAUUCGAAGAGACAGAAUGGAAUAUGAAUCUAUACAUUUGUAUUAUCAAAGUGGGAAAUUAUAAGAAUAAAAUCUUAUGGAGAGAUGAUUCUACAACAUAUUAAAUUACAUGGUGUUUUACACUUCACAAGACUUCUACAUACAAGGAGGGCUGUCUGGUUUCGUAAAGGUCGAUUUGGUUUGUUUAUUUUUUGUUUUUUUUUAAGCUGCUGGAUCUAUGAAGGAGGUAGAGAGGAGUAAUUGGGCUCUCUGCAAAAUGCCAAACUGCCUUAUGGAAAAUUCAUAAACGCAAAACAUUAAAAUUAAGUACUAAAGAA